AUGGUAUCUUGUUCAUCCGCUGAAGCUGAAUAUCGUUCCAUGGCAGUUGCUACUUGUAAGCUGACUUGGUUGCGAUCUCUUUUGAAAAAUAUACGAGUUACAAAUCUAGGUCCUGCAAAGUUGUUUUGUGACAACCAAGCAGCCCUUCAUAUUGCUGCCAAUCCUGUUUACCACGAACGAAUGAAACACAUUGAGAUUGAUUGUCAUCUGGUUCAGAAGAAGAUUCAAGCUGGACAGAUUACUGCCUCAUUUUUCCAUCUGUGUCAUAGGUAG
Messenger RNA from Prunus armeniaca (apricot), 273 nucleotides. Lineage: Eukaryota; Viridiplantae; Streptophyta; Magnoliopsida; Rosales; Rosaceae. The record is from the annotation of a GenBank genome assembly.